Molecule: messenger RNA, 2784 nt
Organism: Nanorana parkeri
Lineage: Eukaryota; Metazoa; Chordata; Amphibia; Anura; Dicroglossidae
Gene: GALNT2
Product: polypeptide N-acetylgalactosaminyltransferase 2
Exons: 16
Coding region: 372-2069 (565 amino acids)
Cellular component (GO): Golgi apparatus
Source: RefSeq, a predicted model, not a curated record
CUUUCCCGUUCCGCAGCCAAAGAAGUCAGAACGCAGCGGAAGCUCAGCCGAAAGAGCGUACAGUAACUAUGGCAACGGCGGGAAUCCCACCCUUCCCUACCGGCAACCCCCUCCGUGAUCUCCGAUUGGCUGACCAGGCAAAGCUUAACCUUUGCCCUAUGACCUGAUGAUGCUCGCUGUUUCCUGCUUGCUGGCCUUGUUGCAGUCAAACGAGUCAGUGCCAAAAGGAGAGCCAGAGGUAGAGGGUGGGAUUGAUUGACGCUGCACGGAGGCGGCGGAGGAGGAGGAGGAGGGAGGACGGUCGUCAGCCAGCAGCCAGCGCAGGGCUCUCUCUUCUGUCAGUAUUCUCUGCCUGGCGCUAUUGAAGAGCAAUGAGGAAGAAAUCUCGGAUCUUAUUGUGUUUCGCCUUCCUGUGGCUGCUGGGAAUCGCCUAUUACAUGUACUCGGGGAGCUCUGUGAGCUCUGUGAGCAGCAUAAAGGAUGGUUGGAACGAUAUUGGUGUGCUUAAAAGAAAAGAUCCACACAGUGUAAAUGAAGAAGAGAAAACUCAAAGCUUCAAAACCCUUCCACCGGGUAAGGUACGGUGGCAGGACUUCGACCAAGAUGCUUAUGUUGGAGUCACUGUAGUGCGACCUGGUCAAGAUGCUUAUGCACGUAAUAAAUUUAAUCAACUGGAAAGUGACAAAUUGCGCAUGGACAGAAGUGUUCCUGAUACAAGACAUGACCAAUGCCGAAAAAAGCACUGGAAAACAGAUUUACCAGCAACAAGUGUUGUCAUAACUUUUCAUAAUGAGGCCAGGUCUGCCUUACUCCGCACUGUUGUCAGUGUAUUAAAAAAAAGUCCUGCUCAUCUCAUAAAGGAAAUUAUACUGGUUGAUGAUUACAGUGACAGUGCUGAAGAUGGUGCUUUACUUGGGAGGAUAGACAAAGUUCGGGUUCUAAGGAAUGACCGCAGAGAAGGUCUUAUGCGUUCUCGGGUUAAAGGAGCAGAUGCAGCUAAGUCCACGGUUCUCACCUUCCUUGAUAGCCACUGUGAGUGUAAUGAGCAUUGGUUGGAACCCCUCCUUGAAAGAGUUGAUGAGGACAAAUCUCGAGUUGUAUCCCCAAUAAUUGAUGUGAUUAAUAUGGACAACUUUCAGUAUGUUGGGGCAUCGGCAGAUUUAAAAGGAGGAUUUGACUGGAACCUGGUUUUCAAGUGGGACUAUAUGACACCAGAACAAAGGAGAGCAAGACAAGGAAAUCCAGUAGCCCCCAUCAAAACCCCAAUGAUUGCUGGAGGGCUGUUUGUAAUGGACAAGUCAUACUUUGAAGAGCUGGGAAAGUAUGAUAUGAUGAUGGAUGUUUGGGGAGGUGAAAAUUUAGAGAUUUCAUUCCGGGUAUGGCAGUGUGGUGGGAGUCUGGAGAUAAUUCCUUGCAGUAGAGUGGGACAUGUAUUUCGCAAACAGCAUCCAUAUACAUUUCCAGGAGGAAGUGGAACAGUGUUUGCCAGGAAUACACGCAGGGCAGCAGAGGUUUGGAUGGAUGAAUACAAGAAUUUUUACUAUGCAGCUGUACCCUCUGCUAGAAAUGUACCUUUUGGAAAUAUUCAGAGCCGCACAGAGCUGAAGAAAAAACUGGGCUGCAAACCUUUCAAAUGGUAUUUGGAGAACGUAUAUCCAGAACUAAGGGUUCCUGACCAUCAGGAUAUUGCAUUUGGAGCUUUACAACAAGGAACAAACUGUCUUGACACAUUGGGCCAUUUUGCAGAUGGAGUUGUGGGUGUCUAUGAAUGUCAUAAUGCAGGGGGUAACCAAGAAUGGGCUCUUACUAAAGAUAAGUCAGUUAAACACAUGGAUCUUUGUCUUACUGUUGUGGACAGAGCACCCGGCUCUCUUAUAAAACUUCAAGCCUGCAGAGAAAACGACAGUAGACAGAAAUGGGAACAAAUUGAAAAUAACUCCAAGCUGAGGCACGUGGGAAGCAACUUUUGCCUAGACAGUCGGAAUGCCAAAAAUGGCGGUCUAACAGUAGAAGUAUGCAGUCCUUCUUUAUCGCAGCAGUGGAAAUUUUCUCUUAACCUGCAACAGUAGGAAGUCUCAACAGCUGGGAAAAGUUGGGGAAAAUCAGCAUCAUUUCAUGGACAUUGAUUCCGAACACAUUGCAGAUGUAUUUGUUGAACGUUCUGCGGAAUUUAUAUACCUCAGUAUUCCAUCUUGACAUUGGAAUGUGGGAUGUAGGCUGGGAGAAGAAUUACAAGACCAUGGCCGCCUUCAGAUCUUUGUUGUGAUUGGUUAACAGUAUUGUAUCACUGUACUUGGGCCCUUGAGGAAAAUCGACAAAAAUAAACUUUGUUUUGCAAGAGGAGAGGUAUAGAUACACGCUUGAAAAGAAGUGGUAAAUCAUAUCUGGCAUUUCUGUGGACAUAGUUUUUUUUAUAUAUCUAUCUUAUCUAUCUGAAAACAUUUUCUUUCUUGGGAAAAGUGGUCCAGAUCGCUUGAUCUGAACAUAUUGCAAAGAAUGUUUGCAGCUUCUCAGAAGACUGAAUAAAUGCAAUUCUUCCCUGGUUGGAGGUGACGCCUGAGAAAUCAGGACCGUAGAACCAUUUUUGUGUUGUUCUAAAGAGAUUUAAAAAUUGCCAUGCUCGAGUUAUUGAUAGAAGACCAUGUGUGCUCAGUUCAGUCGCUGCCAGAAGUUUUUGUAUUUUCCCACUUGAGCUUGGAGUGAAUAUGUGUGCAUUUUGGUUGUCGGAAUGAUUUUUUAAAAAUUAUUGAUCAUACUACAGUAAUAGUGUCUUGAAAUGGCUUU